Messenger RNA from Armigeres subalbatus, 591 nucleotides. Its product is annotated as cuticle protein AMP3-like. Bases 117 to 569 code for a protein of 150 amino acids. Lineage: Eukaryota; Metazoa; Arthropoda; Insecta; Diptera; Culicidae. Gene Ontology annotation, cellular component: chitin-based extracellular matrix. The record is from RefSeq and is a predicted model, not a curated record. The transcript is spliced from 2 exons. Gene Ontology annotation, molecular function: structural constituent of chitin-based larval cuticle.
CCACUUUUGAUCAUAUAAAAGCAAAGCAAGGUUGGCUGGGGCUGGUCAGUUCUUAUAAUUUUUAGGCUGAGUUAAACGAGUUAAGCAGCUGCAGCUCAAAGCCAACGCGGUGAAAUAUGAUUAAAUUGCUAUUGCUUUCCAUGGCUAUCUUCGCCACAUUCGCCGCCGCAGUACGCCAACACAACCGCUUUGGCCGAAAUUCAGAUGAUUCGGAUCGCUCUGCCGUAGUGCUUCAAAACGACUACAACCUUAAUCCGGAUGGUUCCUACGUGUACAAGUACGAAACGAGUAACGGAAUCAGUGCGUCGCAAAGUGGUAGCGAAAAUGGACUUUAUGCCAACGGUUACUUCAGCUACUUGGACCCGGAUCAGAACCGCGUGGAAGUGACGUAUUUGGCCGAUGAGUACGGAUUUCAACCACAGGGAUCGCACCUUCCAGUGGAGCCUCCGGCACCGGAUCACGUUAUCAAAUCUUUGGAGCAGAUUCGGGCGGCUGCUGGGCCAGAUUCGAAUUUGGACAUUCAGCUGCUUGAUGCAACAAUCGCUCGGUUGAAAGCCAACCAGGGUUGAGUGAUUAUUUUUCCUGUUAGUU